AUGGCGCGCUCAUCUAGCCCCAAUGGCGCGGCCAAGCCGUUUGCUGCUUGGUCGACCAUCUUCUACCUGCUUCUCGUCUUCAUCGCCCCCCUGGCUUUCUUCGGUACCGCACACGCUCAGGAUGACUCUGUCGACAGCUACGGAACUGUCGUCGGUAUUGAUUUGGGAACCACCUACUCUUGCGUUGGUGUCAUGCAAAAUGGAAAGGUCGAGAUUCUUGUCAACGACCAGGGAAACCGUAUCACUCCUUCCUACGUCGCUUUCACCGAUGAGGAGCGCCUGGUCGGAGACGCCGCUAAGAACCAAUACGCCGCCAACCCCACGCGCACCAUCUUCGACAUCAAGCGUUUGAUUGGUCGCAAGUUUGAUGACAAGGACGUUCAGAAGGACAUCAAGACUUUCCCCUACAACAUCGUCAAGAAGGAGGGCAAGCCCGUCGUUCAGGUCGAUGUCAACCAGACCCCCAAGACCCUCACCCCCGAGGAGGUUUCCGCCAUGGUUCUCGGCAAGAUGAAGGAGAUCGCCGAGGGUUACCUUGGAAAGAAGGUCACUCACGCCGUGGUCACCGUUCCCGCCUACUUCAACGACGCUCAGCGUCAGGCCACCAAGGACGCCGGUACCAUCGCCGGCCUGAACGUUCUUCGUGUCGUCAACGAGCCCACCGCCGCCGCUAUCGCCUACGGCCUGGACAAGACCGGUGAUGAGCGCCAGGUUAUCGUCUACGAUCUCGGUGGUGGUACUUUCGAUGUCUCCCUUCUGUCGAUCGAUAACGGUGUUUUCGAAGUCUUGGCUACCGCUGGUGACACCCACCUGGGUGGUGAGGACUUUGACCACCGCGUCAUGGACUACUUCGUCAAGCAGUACAACAAGAAGAACAACGUCAACGUCCGCGAUGAUCUGAAGGCCAUGGGUAAGCUGAAGCGCGAGGUUGAGAAGGCCAAGCGUACUCUGUCUUCCCAGAUGUCCACCCGCAUCGAAAUCGAGGCCUUCCACAACGGCGAGGACUUCUCCGAGACCCUGACCCGUGCCAAGUUCGAGGAGCUGAACAUUGAGCUCUUCAAGAAGACUCUGAAGCCCGUUGAGCAGGUGCUCAAGGACGCCAAGGUCAAGAAGGCCGAUGUCAACGACAUUGUCCUGGUCGGUGGUUCCACCCGUAUCCCCAAGGUCCAGGCUCUUCUCGAGGAGUUCUUCGGUGGAAAGAAGGCCAGCAAGGGUAUCAACCCUGACGAGGCUGUCGCUUUCGGUGCUGCCGUCCAGGGUGGUGUCCUCUCCGGCGAGGAAGGUACCGGCGACGUUGUUCUCAUGGAUGUCAACCCCCUCACUCUCGGUAUUGAGACCACCGGUGGUGUCAUGACCAAGCUCAUCCCCCGUAACACCGUCAUUCCUACCCGCAAGUCCCAGGUUUUCUCUACCGCCGCGGACAACCAGCCCACCGUCCUCAUCCAAGUUUUCGAGGGUGAGCGUUCCCUGACCAAGGACAACAACCAGCUCGGCAAGUUCGAGCUCAACGGUAUCCCUCCCGCCCCCCGUGGCGUUCCUCAGAUUGAGGUCUCGUUCGACCUGGAUGCCAACGGUAUCCUGAAGGUUGGCGCCAGCGACAAGGGUACCGGUAAGGCCGAGUCCAUCACCAUCACCAACGACAAGGGUCGCCUGACCCAGGAGGAAAUCGACCGCAUGGUGGCCGAGGCCGAGCAGUUCGCCGAGGAGGACAAGGCCAUCAAGUCGAAGAUCGAGGCCCGCAACGGACUGGAGAACUAUGCCUUCAGCCUGAAGAACCAGGUCAGCGACGAGAACGGACUGGGCGGCCAGAUCGAUGAGGAUGACAAGCAGACCAUCUUGGAUGCCGUCAAGGAAGUGACCGACUGGCUCGACGACAACGCUGCCACUGCUACCACCGAGGACUUCGAGGAGCAGAAGGAGCAGCUGUCCAACGUUGCCUACCCCAUCACCAGCAAGCUCUACGGCUCUGCCCCGGCUGAUGAGGAUGACGACGAGCCCAUGGGUCAUGAUGAAUUGUAA
Aspergillus melleus is the source of this 2019-nucleotide messenger RNA. It is a transcript of the gene bipA, whose product is annotated as Hsp70 family ATPase KAR2. Gene Ontology annotation, molecular function: heat shock protein binding; ATP binding; ATP-dependent protein folding chaperone. The transcript is spliced from 4 exons. Lineage: Eukaryota; Fungi; Ascomycota; Eurotiomycetes; Eurotiales; Aspergillaceae. The record is from RefSeq and is a predicted model, not a curated record. Gene Ontology annotation, biological process: endoplasmic reticulum unfolded protein response; cellular response to unfolded protein; protein refolding. Bases 1 to 2019 code for a protein of 672 amino acids. Gene Ontology annotation, cellular component: membrane; endoplasmic reticulum lumen; cytoplasm.